GGCGUCAAGGCGCGGUGCUGAAAGAGUUAAUCAGCUGUGGAAGCUGAGCUGCCACGGAUCCACCUUCAGAGAGAUGCGGCGUCUCCUCGCACAGCUGACUGGGAAACACAGGUAGUCUGUCCGAAUUGGCUCUCGGCAUACUUGUUGAUCUUGGGGCGGAACAGCGGUGCGAUAUGCGGAGCAGGAAACCGGCCGGUAGGCAGUAGAUCUUGCUGAGGAUCUUUCUACCAUGUCGGAGGCAGAGGAGGGGAAAUGGAUUGGGUUAGACCCUGGCAAUAGUAAACCAAUAACGGCGUCUCCUUUUUUUUAAAUGCUACUGCUUCAUCUCCGUUUGUACCAGCGGGCUGAUUGUUCACAGAGCGGUACGGGCUGAUUUGGUUCAGUGCAGGAUGACAACAACUCACUACGAUACAAUAAUGAAAGAAAACAGGACCAACUGUAGUCCAUAGCCCUGGAUGUUUGCCUGCUUCCUUGAAUCUAAAGUCAUCAUGGAGAAAUCCUUGGCAGAGUUAAAUAAAGCUGACUCCCGCUCAACAUCAUCGCUGCCACCUGAACCGGUGGACAUCAUUCGUAGCAAGUCAUGUUUCCGCAGAGUCAGGCUGAAUGUUGGGGGUCUCCCACAUGAAGUCUUAUGGCGAACGUUAGAUAGGCUACCACGGACACGUUUGGGAAAGUUAAGAGAUUGCAACACCCAUGAAUCUUUGAUGGAAGUGUGCGAUGACUACAACCUUGAGGAGAAUGAGUACUUUUUUGACCGACAUCCAGGGGCGUUCACGUCAAUUCUGAACUUCUACCGUACGGGUAAGCUGCACAUGAUGGAAGAAAUGUGCGCCUUGUCGUUCAGUCAAGAACUCGACUACUGGGGCAUUGAUGAGAUCUACCUGGAGUCAUGUUGCCAGGCGAGGUACCACCAGAAAAAGGAGCAAAUGAAUGAGGAGCUCAAACGAGAGGCAGACAAUAUGAAAGACAGAGAGGGAGAAGAAUUUGACAACACUUGCUGUGCCGAAAAACGAAAGAAACUUUGGGACCUCCUGGAGAAGCCCAGCUCAUCAGUUGCAGCAAAGAUCCUGGCCAUCAUCUCCAUCCUCUUCAUCGUGCUAUCCACCAUUGCCUUGUCUCUGAACACCCUUCCAGAGCUGCAGGACACAGAUGAGUUUGGCCAGUCCUCAGAUAACCCACAACUGGCCCACGUGGAAGCUGUUUGUAUUGCCUGGUUUACUAUGGAGUACCUGCUUCGCUUCCUCUCCUCCCCCAGCAAGUGGAAGUUCUUUAAGGGUCCUCUGAAUGUCAUUGACCUGUUGGCCAUCUUACCCUACUACGUCACCAUCUUCUUGACAGAAUCCAACAAGAGUGUGCUGCAAUUUCAGAACGUCCGCCGCGUGGUUCAGAUUUUUCGGAUCAUGCGUAUCCUGCGUAUUCUGAAGCUGGCUCGUCACUCCACAGGUCUUCAGUCUCUGGGCUUCACUCUUAGGAGGAGUUACAAUGAGCUGGGCCUGCUCAUCCUUUUCCUGGCCAUGGGCAUCAUGAUCUUCUCCAGUCUGGUAUUCUUCGCUGAGAAGGAUGAAGAGGACACCAAGUUCAAAAGCAUCCCAGCUUCCUUCUGGUGGGCUACAAUUACAAUGACAACAGUAGGCUAUGGAGAUAUCUACCCAAAAACUCUACUGGGAAAGAUAGUGGGGGGUUUAUGCUGCAUAGCUGGAGUACUGGUGAUCGCCUUACCUAUUCCCAUUAUUGUAAAUAACUUCUCUGAAUUCUACAAGGAGCAGAAGAGGCAGGAAAAAGCACUUAAACGAAGGGAGGCCCUAGAGAGGGCAAAGAGAAAUGGUAGCAUUGUCUCAAUGAACUUGAAAGAGGCAUUUGCUCGUAGUGCAGAACUGAUGGAUGUGGUGGUAGAGAAGAGUGAGAGGCCUCAUGACAACCACCUUUCUCCAAGCCGUUGGAAAUGGACCCCCAAGAGGGCUGCAUCAGAGACAAGCUCAAACCGUUCCUUUAACGCCCAGGAGUUAGGCUCUCCCAACAAGGCCAAAGCCACCAGUCCCCAGAGGCUAAAUGUUCAGAAGCUAGAGGAGAUGUACAACCAGAUGGCCAAGACUCAAUCCCAGCCAAAUCUCAAUGCUAAAGACAGGGGCUCCAGAGUUGGCAAACAGAGAGAUGAAAUAGAGCUGGGGGCCAUCCAAGAUCACGGGCCACCAGUGCUAGGAACCAGAGAAGGAGUGGGGGACAUGAAAAGCUUGUCCAGCAUUGACAGCUAUAUCAGUUGUGCUACAGACUUCCAGGAGAAUCCACGCUUCCCCCAUAGUCCAGCAAUGGACCUUGGUCUUCAGGAAAGCAACCGGUUCUCCCACACUCCGGCUAUAGCUUUGUCCCAGCAUGGCACUGCAAAAACAGGCCAGCAAACCACUGGGGAGCGUGAGCCCAUGCUGCCUCCUGUGUCUGUCACAAAGCCCUCAUACUCACAGAAUGCACGAAAAUUCUUCUUUUCUGGCAACUCGUCAAAAAUACUUAUCCCCAAAGGAGGCUGCCGCAGCGAGGGGGAAUCAGGCCCAUCCCCACUCUCAGACAGCUCAGUCCUAUCAGACCACUCUCUGUUAAGCCCCGAAGUUUCUGUCUACACCACUGCCAGCAGUAGAACCCCACCGAAGUCCCCAGAUAGCACUGCCCCGGCCCCAACUGUCUUCACCUUUCACGACUCCUCCAUCAGCAAAUACAUUGACGCCGAUACAGAUGAUGAUGAGCACCUCCGCGACAUCUCUGACGCCAGUCCCUCUGAGCGUCUUUUGGCUGGUUCAAGCCCAAAACGCAGCAUCAACAUCAAUUACCAGAAAGGCACCAACCAUUUAGAAGCAGCCCAAAAAAUGCUGGGCCAGAACUGUCUGUUCCCCAUUGAAGGGAUUCGUGGGGUAGCUCAUGAGAAUCACGUAGGACCUGAGAUGGCACGUAGACCAAAGGUUGAGAGGGGUCGUCAAAAUACUUUGGAUAAAAGCCUCUGAGGUACAAGUGCAGCAGAACAGGAAGCUGGGGCCCGAGUGUUUGUGAUGGAGACACCGGACAGACUAAAAGCACUAUAUAAGCCAGAGACAAAGGAAGAGGGGGAGACAAAGGGUCUCACCGAAACAUUUCACAAAUUACCUGAGCGUGCCAAUGGGCACUAAGCUCAGAGUGAACAUGUAUGGUGAAUACUCUGGGAGAAAAACACUUCUAAAUUGGAGAAUGUCACUGCCCCUCCUUCAACUCAUUCCUAUUAGCGGUAUUACACACCCACAAAACAAAAGAGCACUCCCAGGUAGCCAACUGUUUGUUCAGAGAUCCCUGUAGAAGCAGAGUCGUCAGAGAAAUUUAAAUGUGGUUAUGACUGGUGUAACCCAACUGAAUGAUGGUUUUAGCAGCAGGGGGUUAUCACUAUAUUCUCCAGGAAAAACAUCCAAACUGCCCAGUAUCCCAUUACUGAGUCCAGUUCAUUUUGUAGUCUUGGAGAUACAGGAGAGGACUUAGAAGCCUAUAAGCUACGUACUUGUGCCCUCCAUUCCCAAAACUGGCCUUAGUCAUUUACAUUUGUAGGAGUGUGCAUGUCUGCAUAUAAGUGUGUGUGUGUGUGUGUGUGUGUGUGUGUGUGUGUGUGUGUGUGUGUGUGUGUGUGUUUGUGAGCAUGUGUGAAUGUUGAUGGGUGAUCUAAUGGUGAUUCAUGUAUACACACUGUUGAGAUUGUCUUACCUGAUUUAUUUUUAUAUAGAUAAAAGAAAGUUCCUUAUAGAAAUGUAUGAUUUGCUAGUCUGCUGUGUCAUAAUCAUAUGUGAAGAGUAAUCCUGUAUAAGGUUCAAUGUCUUGGCACAGAGGCUGCAGUUAACGGGGGCUCCAGCCCAUCAUCUAUUGUAAUGAGCGCUCUUUCUUGAACAGUAUUUUGCUAUCCCCUAUGUUGUCAUGUCAUGGUGAGAAUGGAUAAUUCUUUCAAAUCUUGACCAGUGAGUAUUGUCUUAGCACCUCAGUAUAAUUUUUAAAGGAUGGUAGUGGUCGUGGACCGAGAAGUUUUGAUAUGGGCUAACAUAAGAGCCAGAAAUAAUAAGCCACAUUUAUAAAGCAUGCAUUCGCCCAACCGGUCAACAUACAAAAACACGAGACGCUUUUAAAAAUUAAAUAUAUGAAAAUCCUCUAAUAUAGUUUUUAUGUUCACAGCAUAUGAUUAGUGACAUUAAGUUUAGAGUUCAGUAACAUAUGUUCAGCAUGCAUUGGCCUUCCUUUGACCAACAUGAAAGCAGCCAAAGAUAGUAAAGAUAAUGGAAUAUGCGUGUAUUUGAUUCUGAAAGCAGGGGAGUUUUCCAUUUCUACUUUAAGUUUAACAGCACUGAAUAUACACAGCCACUUCACCAUAAGUCAGUUGUAAAUGCCCAACCUGAUGCAUGAGCAGUGAGCACACAUACCCACUAAAGAUACAUACAGGUAUGGAACACAAUCUUCAGGCUACAUAGAUACACUUAGUUUCCAUGGUGACAGCAGCUGUCCUCAGAGGUUGGCAGCAGCUCAGCAACGGUUUGUUAAUUGGGGCGGGAAGGUCUGGUUGCAUGUAACGUAUGUUCAACACAUAAACAAGAACACACACGGGCAUGUACCCAUAAAGUGACAGGUAUGCACAGUAGUCACAUGUUAGCAGAGCCACUCCUCACUGUGCAUAUUUAUGAGUACUGUGUAAAAGCAACAGUAUUAUGUAAUGACCUUGUACAUUGUUAUGUUUAUGUUUAAAAUCUCUGUAGCAUCACAUAAAUACUACAAUUUCCCACAAUGCAUUCUCUAUUAUCUGUUUAUAUACUAUAUUGCCUCACAGCAAAGAGAAACAGUCUUACAUAGCACAUAAGUGUCACUUACCACUGUUAAAACAACAUAUUACAAGAAUGACCAUACACUUCACACAGAAUAUAAAGACAAAAGUCCUGUAUCGCCAUAGAAAUGCUCUCCAUCACAUCCCAAACUUAAGAAUGUGAAUUAAAUCAUGUAUUAAGAUCCAUAUAGAUCAUGCCAACAUGAGCAGAGUUAGUAUACAGAGUUAAUAACCUACUGUUCCUCCCUCAACCCCUUGAAAUCUAAUUUAAAAUGUGAAGGUACAAAUUUUUUGUAAUGCCUUUAAAAAUUUCAAGAACAUGUAUAUCUUAUGUUAUCACAACUUUCUCCAAUGUUAAUUAGAUGAGUGAAGAAGAGCCUCACUGCCAAACCAAACUGACCAAACUGUUAAAGCUUCCUGGCACAAAUAUAUUAGUAAAAGAUGCAAAUUAAAGAGGGCAUUGCACUAUUAUAAAUGUAGGUGUUGAGUAAAAUUUGAUUCAAAAGUCAAACACAUGGUGAUUGACAUAAUUUUUUUAGUGUUGUGGUUAAGAGUCUAAUCACAAACCAUGAUUUCAUUUUCUGUUUUAAUCACAGAGUUGAACCAUUUCAUAUUGCUCUCCCAUAGUGAGAGGAGCUGAGGUGUGAAAGGAAUAGCAAUGACUGUGAGAGGCAGAGGGAACCAUGUGCGUGUGUGUGUGUAUGAUUGCUGUAGAGCCAGGGCAUUAGAGUAGUGCGGCUGCUGCUUAAUGGAAACGAAUUAACUGUUUCUGAUAUGAAUGUAUGCAUGUCGGGAGAAUCCUGCUUUUCUUUUCUCCAUAUUCUGUCUGCAGUUCUGACUCUAACUUACAUACAGCAGUAACACAGAUCGUAAUACCAAGAGAACUCUAAUCAUAUGAGAAAUUAAGAUUACUUUAGCAUACAUUUAAUAUAUGAAGUGCAGCUUCAUUUACAGAUGUGAAGAGAGGGAUGAGAGGAGCAUUUUAUGAAUCUCAUUUAGCACACAUCAUAUAAUUAGGCAAGGAUGGAUGGUUUGAGCUGGUGACAAAUUUAUUUUAUGCAGCAUCAUAGCGUCAGCUCCUAAAUACUCUAUGUAUCACUACAUUCCUUUUUUGUAUUCAAGUAAAAUUUCUAAUCUUGUCCUUUAUUGCACAUAAACUAAAGUAUCUGUUAAUAUUAGAAGCUAAGUUCAAGAAAAAGAAAAACAAUCAUACUAAAAACGAUUUUAAAACAUAAACUAUGGUAUCAUCUGCAAAGAGGCAUUGAUUUUUUUUAAAUGAGAAUGUCCUAUGGCAUAACAAUUGACUACAGAUAUUUAACAUUUUCCAAAUGACCUCUAGUGAUAUCCCCCCCCCAACUGCUGCUCCGUUAUAUUCAUACAUUAAGUCUUUCCACUAUAAACUUGUACAAUUCUUCAUAUCACAUUAUGUGGUGGAAGUUGCAGAGGUACAAUUUUACAAUGAAAACAUGAUAAACAUGCAAGCUUGGUCCAUUACAUUUUAUUUUAUUUUGUCUCAACAAGAGAAACAUUUGGUUCAUAGACCACAAGUUGGAUGUCAGUUCCUGUUUAACUUUUCAUUGGCAUAUUUAUCUUAAUUAUACUAAAAGUAUGGCAAACAUUUCAACAUAUUUUACCCUGUUACGCAUAAAUGUGCUUGGAGAUUUCGAAAUGUUAAGGUUAAGUUGUUAAGGUUAAUGGGCCUUAAGUUGUGAAGAAACAAAUUUCAGUCCGACGUGUCCUUUGAGUGCAUUACAUUAAUUAAAGACUUGAUAAUUAAGUUUCACUUUUCAACACUAAGAUAAAGGGCAUUCAGAUCACACAACCUCUCAUGAAGCAUCAUGUGAGCUUCUGUCCCAUCAUUUAGGUUUUCUAUAUUAUGGUAGUCAGGGACCAUUUUUCACUGAUAUAUCUCUCAACAACGAUGACAAUCAAUAUUCCAUGAAUAGGCAGCAGGCCCUAUUGUAGAGAUUUAAUUGAGAUUUAUUAUGGGUAAAUAUUACACAAAUACACAACCAUGUGCAUACACACACACACAAACACAAGUAUUGAAAUCCUGACACUAGUAUAGAUACUCUUAAGCUUGUGCAAAGAAACAUCACGCAUUAUGUUGUGAUUUGAUACCUAGACUGUGAUACUGUGACAUGAUGCCACCAUAAUACACACAAAAAACAUUUGUUUAUUUUUACAAGUCAUCAUUGUUUUUAUUUUAUUUUGGCACUUUACUCCCCUCCAUUUCCAAGGGGGCCAUUCAAAUUAACGGAAUCUAAUAGUAUAAAAGAGAAGCUUUUAAUUUCAAUAAGAUCCAAAUGGAGAAAUUCUGAUGUGAAUCAAAGGACUAAACCAUCACACUUUAUGAAGAAAACACACUCAAGUGACUUGCUUUAUUUCUCAUUUAUUGAUACAAAUUAAGAUGAAGAGCACAGAGUCUCAAACUUUUCCAUAACAAGACUCCCAACUGUACAGUAAAUGCAUUUAAUUGAAACCUAAAAUAGAAUUUGGUUGUGGUAGCUGCUAAAUUUAUCUGUAGAGGUUCAAAUCUUUUUCUUUGUUUUGCUUUUCAAGGACGUGGUAGUUUCCAAAACCCAGUGAGAACCACUGCUUUAGCAAGUAGCCCAAUUCCACAUGGUCUGAAUCUAACACUGUAUUACAGGGUUGGGGUCGAUUCAGGAUGCCUUGAUGGAGUAAAACACACAUCACACAUGACACUAUAAAAGGAAACAGUAUUAGAGCAUGAGACAAAUUAAAACUAGUACAAAUUAAAAACAUAAACUAUAUUUUUUCUACGUUAUAAGCACUCAGUGGAAUUGACCCCAACCUUGCCUAAGCCAUCAGUCUUUGUAAAGUACACAGUUUCCAGGGAAUUGAAAAAAGAUAUUUGAACGACCUUAGCCAGCUCUUAUACAAUGUUGUUUGUAGGUCCCGAGGCUGUCUGUUUUGUAAAAAAACAACAACACAUUUUUACCUGUUGACUUUCUAUGCUGUUGUUUCUGUAUAAAUGUUCUAUUGUUCAGUGCAUGUUGUAACUUUGGCGUUGUGACUGGUUGUGAUUCACACAGAGCCAGUACUUGUCAUGUAAAAAAAAAGUGUCUCAAUGUCCCAAGAUAUUUCUAUUUCUUAAGAAAAGCAACAUUCCCUUGGAUGACUCAAAAUGAAAUAAAUCAGAUCACUUUACAUUUUGA
Siniperca chuatsi (mandarin fish) is the source of this 7989-nucleotide messenger RNA. RefSeq names its product potassium voltage-gated channel, Shab-related subfamily, member 1 (gene kcnb1). Gene Ontology annotation, cellular component: membrane; voltage-gated potassium channel complex. The record is from RefSeq and is a predicted model, not a curated record. Bases 456 to 2990 code for a protein of 844 amino acids. Gene Ontology annotation, biological process: protein homooligomerization; potassium ion transmembrane transport. Gene Ontology annotation, molecular function: protein binding; delayed rectifier potassium channel activity. Lineage: Eukaryota; Metazoa; Chordata; Actinopteri; Centrarchiformes; Sinipercidae. The transcript is spliced from 3 exons.